CCCACUUCCCACGUACCCUCGUGUCUCGUCUCCUACUUGUCACUCCCUCCGACAAUUCACUCUGACAAUUCUCAUAUACACCAUCCAAAAGCUCGUCUCUCAUAAACCAAAAUGUCUUACGCGCUUCCAAAGUCCCACCAGGACCUCAUGGAGAAGUCUUUGGUCGAGACUGAUCCCGAUGUUGCUGAGAUCAUGAAAAAAGAGAUCCAGCGUCAGCGCGAAUCUAUCCUCCUCAUUGCCUCCGAAAAUGUCACUUCCCGCGCCGUCUUCGAUGCACUCGGCUCGCCAAUGUCCAACAAGUACUCUGAGGGAUACCCAGGCGCCAGAUACUACGGAGGGAAUGAGCACAUCGACGCUGUCGAGCUGCUGUGCCAGAAGAGAGCUCUCGAGACUUUUGGUCUUGACCCAGAGAAAUGGGGUGUCAAUGUUCAGUGCUUGAGUGGCAGCCCAGCCAACCUACAGACAUACCAGGCCAUAAUGAGGCCUCAUGAUAGGCUCAUGGGUCUGGAUCUGCCCCAUGGUGGUCAUUUGAGCCACGGAUACCAAACACCGCAGAGAAAGAUAUCUGCUGUAUCCACCUACUUCGAGACAUUCCCAUACCGUGUUGACCUCAAGACCGGCCUCAUCGAUUACGACCAGCUCGAGCAGAAUGCACUGAUGUACAGACCAAAGGUGCUAGUCGCAGGUACAUCUGCCUACUGCCGUGAGAUCGACUACGCCCGCAUGCGUGAAAUCGCCGACAAAGUUGGAUGCUAUCUCAUGAUGGAUAUGGCUCACAUCUCUGGACUUGUCGCCGCCGGUGUCAACAAGUCUCCUUUCCCUCACUGCGAUAUCGUUACUACGACAACCCACAAGUCUCUUCGUGGCCCUCGUGGUGCUAUGAUCUUCUUCCGCAAGGGUGUGAGAAAGACUGACGCUAAGACUGGCAAGGAGACACUCUAUGAUCUUGAGGGACCAAUCAACUUCUCUGUGUUCCCAGGUCACCAGGGUGGUCCUCACAACCACACCAUCACUGCGCUUGCCGUUGCCUUGAAGCAAGCACAGACACCAGACUUCUUGGCCUACCAGCAACAGGUUAUCAAGAACGCCAAGGCCCUUGAAGAGGAGUUCACCAAGCUUGGCUACACUCUUGUCACCGGUGGUACUGACAAUCACAUGGUGCUCCUUGAUCUCAAGCCUCAAGCCCUCGAUGGCGCUCGUGUCGAAGCCGUCUUGGAACAAGUCAACAUCGCCUGUAACAAGAACACCACACCCGGUGAUAAGUCUGCGUUGUCUCCCAUGGGUAUCCGUAUUGGAGCUCCAGCCAUGACCAGUCGUGGUCUUGGUGAAGCAGAUUUCAAGAAGAUCGCCAAUUACAUCGACACGUGUGUCAAGCUAUGCAAGGAGAUCCAAGCCGAGUUGCCUAAAGAAGCCAACAAGCUCAAGGACUUCAAGGCUAAGGUUGCUGCCGGUGACGUGGAAAAGAUCAACGCCCUCAAGAAGGAGAUUGCCGCGUGGGCAGUCACUUUCCCUCUCCCAGUGUAGGUUCACAAACCUUAGCAUCUUUCGCGCAU
Molecule: messenger RNA, 1553 nt
Organism: Pseudovirgaria hyperparasitica
Lineage: Eukaryota; Fungi; Ascomycota; Dothideomycetes; Acrospermales; Acrospermaceae
Product: glycine hydroxymethyltransferase
Exons: 4
Coding region: 112-1524 (470 amino acids)
Biological process (GO): tetrahydrofolate interconversion; folic acid metabolic process; L-serine catabolic process
Cellular component (GO): cytoplasm
Molecular function (GO): zinc ion binding; glycine hydroxymethyltransferase activity; cobalt ion binding
Source: RefSeq, a predicted model, not a curated record